This is a messenger RNA of Symbiodinium sp. CCMP2592, 681 nucleotides long. Lineage: Eukaryota; Dinophyceae; Suessiales; Symbiodiniaceae. The record is from the annotation of a GenBank genome assembly.
AUGGGCUAUGGGAUUGUGACCUUCGAUUGGUACGGCUGCGGCGGCAGUGACAAGCCGGACUCUUGGUCAGCCUACUCGUUUGAUGAGCUCCUGGCAGAUCUGAUAGAAGUCUGGAAGUUGGCGGCGGCCUGUGGUACCGGGCCGCACUUCGUCGCUGGUCACUCCUUUGGCACGCACUUGGUGAUUCGCCUCUUGGCUUCUUUGGCUCGCGAAACCGAAAUGAAGCCCAUCUCUGGCUUGGUUCUACUUGGUGGUGCCAGGACGUUUCCGGAAGGUCACCCCAUUUUUCUCCUCCCGGUGUUCCUUCUGAGCCGGCUUCAGCACGGGAUGACGGAGGCUUUCUUAAAAAUGGCACUGGCUGACUCCUGCGACCCAGAUCUGCGGAAGCAGGAGGAAGAUGCUUGCAAUGCGAAUCCGAUGUACAUGUGCAAGGCCUACUACAGGCAGGUGCGAAAUGUCACCGAUGCGGAGCUGAGCACAUGUGUGGACAUGCCCACCUUGGUGAUUCGAGGUGAGAAGGAUGGCAUCAUCUCUGCUGAGGAUUCGAAGGCGCUCGUUGCGGCUCUCCCCAAGUCCAGGGGUGUGGAAGUGGAGGGAGCUGGCCACGCUCCGAUGUUGGAGGCUCCAAGUGAGGUGGCUGAACUUGUUGUGGAGUUUGUCCAGAUGGUCAUGGAAGGAUGA